This is a messenger RNA of Verticillium dahliae VdLs.17, 402 nucleotides long. RefSeq lists its product as uncharacterized. NCBI's taxonomy places the organism in Eukaryota, Fungi, Ascomycota, Sordariomycetes, Glomerellales, Plectosphaerellaceae. Bases 1 to 402 code for a protein of 133 amino acids. The record is from RefSeq and is a predicted model, not a curated record. The transcript has 2 exons.
AUGAUGAUUGUCCAUCGCGACUUGAGCAAGUCAGACAGCCUGCACCAGAACCAGACUACGAUGUUGUCCAUACUAUUUCUGCUCGUUGCAAUGCAGAGGCUUGGCAUGGCGAUGGAAUACAGACUUACGAGUGACGACCUGAACGGCCGCCGCUCCUAUGGGCAAGGCAUUGACUUCCCUGACGGUCCAGAGUGGCUGCCCGCUGCCAUCAAGGAGGCCCGUCAGCACGCGGCCUGCAGCACAGGAUUGACGUCUUUGUCGACGGAGGGCCUGGCUCCGCACUCGGGGUAUCACAUCGACGGUCCUCGAGAGGCGCUCUACGAACCACUCGAGGUGAUCGCGCCAGAGGCAAGUCAAAGCUUGAGACGUGAAGCGCCGCAAUUCCAGGGCACAGAAGGGUAA